AGAUUUUUCAGCAUGGACGAGGACGAAAUCUCUGAGAGGGAAGAGGAUGUUGAUGUCGAACAGGUCGAGGAUGAAAGUGCCGCCGAUGAAGUUGCCGAGGAGACCGUCGACGAAGACCAAGAGAAUGAGCAUCACGAAGAAGCCGAAAGGCCUAAGAGCCGCACUGCGCAGGAAGAGGAGAAAGCUCCAGCAGAGAUAACGGAAGCAGAAGCUGCCAUGCUUGCCGUCAAAAAACGCCAUGAUGAAGAAGAGGCAGCAAGAAUGCAAGAAUAUGAGGAAAAGCGUCGAGCUGAAAGAGAAAAAAUUGAUCAAGAAUUGCGCGAACUGAAGGAAAAACAAGAAAAAAGACGUCUCGAGCGUGAGGAGGACGAAAGACAAUACGCUGAACGCCGUCGUCAAGACGAGGAGCGCAUGAAAAAAGAGGAGGAAGAAAGAAAAGCGAAAAUGGAGGAGGAAAGGGCUCGUAAACUUGAAGAACGGAAGCGUCGUCAGGAAAUGAUGUCCGAAAGUUUUCGUGGGCAUUCUGGACAAUCUGGGAAAAACUUCACAAUUACAAAGACCAAUCAAGCCGCUCAAUUAGCAAACAUGGCUCAGGUGAAAGAGGAGCAGCACCUGAGUAGUAAGGCAAAACAGGAGCAAGCAAAGCGCACAUUCCUGGAGGCUGUGUGCCGUCCCGUCGAUGUCUCGAAACUUUCUUCAGCUGAUUUGAAAGCACAAAUCAAAGGCCUUCAUGCUCGCAUUGUCAAACUGGAGGGAGAGAAGUACGAUUUAGAAAUGCGCCAUGAGAAACAGCAGUACGAUAUGAGAGAGCUUCAAGAACGACAGAGACAGGUUGCUCGAAACGAAGCUAUCAAAAAAGGGCUUGAUCCUGAUGAAGUCGUUCCAUCGAAGUAUCCACCAAAAAUCACAAUGUUUUCAAAAUUCGAACGGCAGAAGGAUAGAAAAUCGUAUGGCGAUUGCCGUCAUAUGUUUGAGCACCCAAAGACUCAGAAACCUUUCACACUUGCUCACGGAACCGCUCGUCCUCCUAGCGAAUGGGGUUGUAAGGAAAAUGAAGAACUUGAACAAAUUCGCAAACGUGAGAAAAUAGAGUACGUGGAACUUGUCCCUGCUGAAGGUGAUGCCGCAAAGCCGCCAGUUGCUCCAAUACCUUUGGUGCUUCCCGAAAAAGACUUCGAAGGAGAAGAGCCAGAUGAAUCAACGGAAAAAGCACAAGAAGCUCCAGCAGAGGCAGUGGAGGAGCAAGCGUGAGCUUCGGCAGAAGAGUUUACGGCCUAAAACGUUCAAGAGCUUGUACUAAAACACACUUGUGAUAUUUGUUCAUGGUAUCAGGCUAUGAAUAAACUGGAAUUGGUAUACUGACUGAAUGCAAAAAUUGUAC
Molecule: messenger RNA, 1381 nt
Organism: Cylicocyclus nassatus
Lineage: Eukaryota; Metazoa; Nematoda; Chromadorea; Rhabditida; Strongylidae
Source: the annotation of a GenBank genome assembly